Messenger RNA from Condylostylus longicornis, 946 nucleotides. RefSeq names its product non-homologous end-joining factor 1-like. Gene Ontology annotation, biological process: double-strand break repair via nonhomologous end joining. Gene Ontology annotation, cellular component: DNA ligase IV complex; nucleus. The record is from RefSeq and is a predicted model, not a curated record. Lineage: Eukaryota; Metazoa; Arthropoda; Insecta; Diptera; Dolichopodidae. The transcript is spliced from 5 exons. Gene Ontology annotation, molecular function: DNA end binding. The coding region runs from base 58 to 801 and encodes 247 amino acids.
UUGUUUUGAAUUAAAUAGUGGAACAAAAAACUUUUAAUUAUUUUAAAAUAGAAAAUAAUGUGGAGGUACUUAAAUUCCCACAAAUGUUUUUUUAAUUUUAAUUUUGAAACAAACACAUUUUUGUAUACUGAUUUAAAUCAUGUUUAUCAGGAGAAAAACGUAACGAACGCUUUUAUUAAGAAUAGAUUUGAAGAAGUGAAUCCCCGUAUUGAUUUCGAUGAGGAAUUAGUAAUGAAUACUUUAGGUGACCUUCCUUCAGCUUGCGAAAUUCAGAAAGAGAACAAAAUAAUAAUUUUGAAUUUAAAAUAUAAUGUUGAUAGUGAUGUAUUGAAAUUUUACUGGAAACUUCAGCCUUCAGAGGAUAAUAUUAAAGAAGUAUUAAUUCAUCCCAUCUUGUUGGCUUUAAAUUCGUUUAUUUUACAAAAUGAUGAACUUGUAAAUAUAAUUAGAAAAAAAGAUAUCGAAAUUGAACAAUACAAAGCUGAGGGUGCUAUUUUGAAGAGAAGGCUUGUUGCAACGAAAAAGUUCAGUCACUCAAAUUUCAACUCAAAUUACGUGCACGUUGAUGUAGAUGAGUUUUUGUCAUAUGCUAAGAACAACAUUGAUAGCUUAGAAAAUUCUAGCAAGCAUAUGAUUAAGAAACUCGAAAUAACUUCUCCAGAAAAAGAAAGUACCUUAGAAAGCAUUAGUCCCGAUAAAAGAGGAGGAAAAUCAAAGCGAAAACGAGCUCUAGAAGCAAGGAGACAAGAAAAUUUGGCUAAGAUUAAAAAGUUGGGUCAGAAUUUGUAUGAAAAUGAAUAAUUGUAAUUUUUGUAAAUAUGUUUAUAACUUUGUGCGUGCAAAUUUUAUUUGUUCUUUUAACACAUUGACAUCAUGUAUGUACUUAUAUAUGUUUGUUUGUUGUACAAAAUGUAUAAAUAAAUUUUACCUGUUUUUAUAAAUUAUA